Jaculus jaculus (lesser Egyptian jerboa) is the source of this 7358-nucleotide messenger RNA. It is a transcript of the gene Pitpnm2, whose product is annotated as phosphatidylinositol transfer protein membrane associated 2. NCBI's taxonomy places the organism in Eukaryota, Metazoa, Chordata, Mammalia, Rodentia, Dipodidae. Gene Ontology annotation, molecular function: metal ion binding; phosphatidylinositol binding; phosphatidylcholine intramembrane carrier activity. The record is from RefSeq and is a predicted model, not a curated record. Gene Ontology annotation, biological process: phospholipid transport. The coding region runs from base 611 to 4774 and encodes 1387 amino acids. Gene Ontology annotation, cellular component: cytoplasm. The transcript is spliced from 28 exons.
CUCUCCAACCUGCCCUGCCUCCCUCCUGCCUCCGUGGACCCUGCCGCUGUGGCUUCUUGUCCACCCAGCCCUGGGACUGCAUGCUGGUGCCCUCCUAUCUCCAGACAUGGGCUGCCUGGAGUACUGGGGUCCCAGAGAAGCUCCCUGAGGCUGGCACAUAGGGAGCCAGCAGAGUCUGCAGAGAUGGGUCUGCUGGUCCAGCCCCAGCUGGUUGCUGCUGCGCGUGGCUCUGGUACUUUGUGCUCCCCUCCCCUUACCUCACGUUGUCUUCCUGAAAGCAUCGUGGGAGCUGCAGAGGGUGUGAGAGCAGUUUGGAGAGGUGGGAACCCUAGCUGCCGAUGGCUCCAGCCGACAAAAGUGUGGAAGGCUCAUUCCAGGAAAAGUGGAAUAAUCACCGUGUUGGCUGGCUUUCAGGUGGGAAGCCCACAGAUACCAGCUUACUGAGGAUCUCCAGCCCUGAGAGAGGGCAACUGCCAAAGAGAGAGAGAGAUAAGCAUAAGGUGUGCUGAACGGGUCCUCCGUGAAUUUUGUCAUGGUUAUUUAAGGAACCUCGCCUAGAAGUCCCCCCACACACGCAGUUCCCCAUUGCCGGGAAGGCGUGGACAUCAAGAUGAUUAUAAAGGAAUACCGGAUUCCCCUGCCAAUGACCGUAGAGGAGUACCGCAUCGCACAGCUGUACAUGAUACAGAAGAAAAGCCGUAAUGAGACGUAUGGCGAAGGCAGUGGUGUGGAGAUCCUGGAAAACCGGCCCUACACAGAUGGUCCUGGUGGCUCUGGGCAGUACACACACAAAGUGUACCACGUGGGCAUGCACAUCCCUGGCUGGUUCCGCUCCAUUCUGCCCAAGGCAGCCUUGCGAGUGGUUGAGGAGUCCUGGAAUGCCUACCCUUACACACGAACCAGGUUCACCUGCCCUUUUGUAGAGAAGUUCUCCAUCGACAUUGAAACCUUUUAUAAGACCGAUGCUGGGGAAAACCCUGAUGUGUUUAGCCUGUCUCCUGUGGAAAAGAACCAGCUGACAACAGACAUCAUCGACAUUGUCAAGGAUCCUGUACCCCCCAAUGAGUAUAAGACAGAAGAAGAUCCCAAGCUGUUCCAGUCAGUUAAGACUCAUCGGGGACCCCUAUCUGACAACUGGAUCGAGGAAUAUAAGAAGCAACUCCUGCCCAUCAUGUGUGCCUACAAGCUCUGCAAGGUGGAGUUCCGCUACUGGGGCAUGCAGUCCAAGAUUGAGAGGUUCAUCCAUGACACUGGCCUACGGCGGGUGAUGGUGCGGGCCCACCGGCAAGCCUGGUGCUGGCAGGACGAGUGGUAUGGGCUGAGCAUGGAGAACAUUCGGGAGCUAGAAAGGGAAGCACAGCUCAUGCUGUCCCGCAAGAUGGCCCAGUUCACUGAGGAAGAGGGGGCCAUGGAGCUCACCAAGGACCCUGCCACCCAGGACCAAUCAUCUGUGGCACCUGCUGAGUCCAGCAGCAGCAACGGGGAGCCCCUAGUAGGGCGAGGCCUGAAGAAGCAAUGGUCCACAUCUUCAAAGUCCUCACGGUCCUCCAAGCGGGGAGCCAGCCCUUCCCGACACAGCAUCUCGGAGUGGAGAAUGCAGAGUAUUGCUAGGGACUCUGAUGAGAGCUCAGAUGACGAGUUCUUCGAUGCACACGAGGACCUGUCUGAUUCAGAGGAAAUAUUUCCCAAGGACAUUACCAAGUGGAGCUCCAAUGACCUCAUGGACAAAAUGGAGAGCCUGGAGCCAGAGGACCCGCAGGACAGUCUGUAUCGCCAGAGCAGCCCUGAGUUCAGGGUGGCCUCCAGUGUGGAACAGCUGAACAUCAUUGAGGAUGAGGUGAGCCAGCCACUAGCUGCACCACCCUCCAAGAUCCACGUGCUGCUGCUGGUGCUGCACGGAGGCACCAUCCUGGACAAUGGAGCUGGGGAUCCCAGCUCCAAGCAGGGUGACACCAACACUAUUGCCAACGUGUUCGACACCGUCAUGCAUGUGCACUACCCCAGUGCCCUAGGCCACCUCGCCAUCCGCUUGGUGCCCUGCCCACCCAUCUGUGCUGACGCCUUCGCCCUUGUCUCCAACCUCAGCCCCUAUGGCCAUGAUGAAGGCUGUCUAUCCAGCAGCCAGGACCAUAUCCCCCUGGCUGCCCUGCCCCUGUUGGCUACUUCCUCACCUCAGUACCAGGAGGCAGUUGCUACAGUGAUUCAGCGGGCCAACCUGGCCUAUGGGGACUUCAUCAAGUCCCAGGAGGGUGUGACCUUCAAUGGACAGGUCUGUCUUAUUGGGGACUGUGUCGGGGGCAUCCUGGCAUUUGAUGCCUUAUGCUACAGCAACCAGCCAGUAUCUGAGAGUCAGAGCAGCAGCCGCCGGGGCAGUGUGGUCAGCAUGCAGGACACUGACAUGUUGUCCCCGGGCAUCCUGGUGAACACGGCACACAGCUCCAGUGGUGGUGGCAGUGGCAAUGGUGGUGGCUCCAACCUGGAGAGCAGUCGGCACCUGAGCCGCAGCAACAUCGACAUCCCCCGCAGCAAUGGCACUGAAGACUCCAAAAGGCAGCUGCCCCGCAAGAGGAGUGACUCAUCCACCUAUGAGCUGGAUACCAUCCAGCAGCACCAGGCCUUCCUGUCCAGCCUCCAUGCGAGCGUGCUGAGGAAUGAGCCCAAUGCCCGCCGCUCGAGCAGCUCCACCAUGCUGGAUGGCACCGGAGCCCUGGGCAAAUUUGACUUUGAGAUUGCUGACCUCUUCCUCUUCGGGUGCCCACUAGGACUGGUUCUAGCCUUGAGGAAAACUGUCAUCCCCUCUCUGGACGUUUUCCAGCUGCGACCAGCUUGCCAGCAAGUGUACAACCUCUUCCACCCUGCGGACCCAUCAGCCUCUCGCCUGGAGCCACUGCUGGAGCGGCGCUUCCAUGCCCUGCCACCCUUCAGCAUCCCCCGCUACCAGCGCUACCCGCUGGGGGAUGGCUGCUCCACACUGUUGGUAGAGACCGUGCAGAGAAACCCCGAGCUGGUCCUAGAGGGCGGCCCCCUGGCCCCUCUCCCCCACGGGGACAGCUACAUGGAAACCAGUAUCCCUGUUCCCGCGCUCACCUGGCAAGACGGGCCCCGCCAGAGCCCGGGCUGUGCUGAGUCAGACGCACUCCAGACCCAUAACACAGUCUUCCAAGAACAUGCAGCCCCCUCAUCACCAAGCAUGGCCUCUGCCAGCCGUGGCUUCCGCAGAGCCAGUGAGAUCAGCAUCGCCAGCCAGGUGUCGGGCAUGGCUGAGAGCUACACAGCAUCUAACAUCGCCCAGAAGGCUCCCUCUGCACUCAGCCACACCCCCAGCAUCAGGCGUCUGUCCCUGCUGGCCCUGCCCCCCCCAUCCCUCACCAUCCAGGGUCCCUGUCCCUGGGCCAGGCAGGUGAGCCCCAACCUGGAGCGAGGCCCCUGUCUCUCUGACGUGGACAUCAGAAAAGUUGCUGCAAAAUGGUGGGGCCAGAAGCGGAUCGACUAUGCCCUCUACUGCCCUGAUGCUCUCACAGCCUUCCCCACUGUGGCCCUUCCCCACCUCUUCCAUGCCAGCUACUGGGAGUCAACUGAUGUGGUCUCCUUUCUGCUGAGACAGGUCAUGCGGCAUGACAGCUCCAGCAUCCUAGAACUGGAUGGCAAGGAAGUGUCCGUGUUCACGCCUUCACAGCCAAGAGAGAAAUGGCAGCGCAAAAGGACCCAUGUAAAACUGCGGAAUGUGACAGCCAACCACCGGAUCAAUGAUGCAGUUGCCAAUGAGGAUGGCCCACAGGUUGUGACAGGCCGGUUCAUGUAUGGGCCCCUGGACAUGGUCACGCUGACUGGGGAGAAGGUGGAUGUGCACAUCAUGAUGCAGCCACCCUCAGGUGAGUGGCUGCACCUGGACACACUGGUGACCAACAGCAGUGGGCGUGUCUCCUACACCAUCCCUGAGACGCACCGCCUGGGGGUGGGCGUCUACCCCAUCAAGAUGGUGGUCAGGGGAGACCACACAUUUGCCGACAGCUACAUCACUGUGCUGCCCAAGGGCACGGAGUUCGUGGUCUUCAGUAUCGAUGGCUCCUUUGCCGCCAGUGUGUCCAUCAUGGGCAGUGACCCCAAGGUGCGCGCCGGGGCCGUGGAUGUGGUGCGGCACUGGCAGGACCUGGGCUACCUCAUCAUCUACGUGACGGGUCGGCCUGACAUGCAGAAGCAGCGGGUGGUGGCAUGGCUGGCCCAGCACAACUUCCCCCAUGGCGUGGUGUCCUUCUGUGACGGCCUAGUGCAUGACCCACUACGGCACAAGGCCAACUUCCUGAAGCUGCUCAUCUCUGAGCUGCACCUGCGCGCACAUGCGGCCUAUGGCUCCACAAAGGACGUGGCGGUCUAUAGCUCCAUCAGCCUAUCUCCCAUGCACAUCUACAUUGUGGGCCGGCCCACCAAGAAGCUGCAGCAGCAGUGCCAGUUCAUCACUGAUGGCUAUGCAGCCCACCUGGCCCAGCUCAAGUACAAUCAUCGGGCACGGCCAGCUCGCAACACAGCCACUCGCAUGGCACUACGCAAAGGCAGCUUUGGCCUACCUGGCCAGGGUGACUUCCUGCGAUCCCGGAAUCACCUGUUCCGCACCAUCUCAGCCCAGCCCAGUGGGCCCAGCCACCGGCAUGAUCGGACACAAAGCCAAGCAGACAGUGAGCAGCGGGGCCAGCGCAGCAUGAGUGUAGCGGCCAGCUGCUGGGGCCGUGCUAUGACUGGCCGGCUUGAACCAGGGGCAGCCAUAGGCCCCAAGUAGGGCACCGUUAUGAGACGCUGUGGUCUCCAUGGUGCUAGGCCAGGGCACCAGCCCUACUUUUAGGCCUGGCCUGGGCACACACAGGUGGCUGGGGACAAGCACAGACGAGACGUGGCCUGAGAGCUUAUCCCAGGGCCCUUAGUUGGACAUGGCCAUGCCACACAGUCUUUCCAGCCUUGCCUCAUGUCCUAGGUUCUGAAGAGUUCAGCUUGUCAUGGAGGCUGGCGGGACAUCCAGCCAUGAUGAAGAGACCUAGCCUAAGAGGCACUUAUGGAUAUUGUGCCCUGCAUUGAUCUCCCAGCCUCCUGGUGCCAAGUGUAGGCCUGCCACUUCCCUAACCAUUGACUCCCCUCCCCAGGUUCCCUCCCAUUUGGUAGCAGCUCCAGCAGGGGUCCCAGCCUGCUUCUUGAUGAUGCCAGUUUCUCAACUGUUCAACCUCACUGGUUUUGCACUGAUUUUUGAAAGUGGAGACCCAUUACCAUCUCCUAUGGCUACAGACUCAUUGGCAUGCAUAGAAAUUCAGUACUUGGUGAUCCAGUAACUGUCACCACACAGAAUGUUCCAGUGUGGCAAAUCCUCAUGCAAGCAGGAGACAGGCCAUAUCUUCAUUUCUAUAGCCCUACCUGGCCUGCUGGGGCCAUGGCAGCCCAAUGGCAAUCCUGAACUGAUGCCCACCCAUCCACCUGUCCCACCUGGAGCUCAGUGUAGUCACAGGCCUGGUGUCACUCCUGGCCCUGAGCACAGCACAGGCAUGAAGCCAGUGAAGCCCAAAGCCAGUUCCUGAGAAGCCCAUCUUGGGCAGCUGGGCUUGGACAAGCCUGGCCUCCACUUCCACUCUUUGCCUGCCAACAGCCAAGGCCCUAUGCCAUGGCUGCUGCCUGCCCAGCCACCCAUGUUUCUACGCCUUUCUACUUCUCAAUCUGAUUUCUAUAAUGUUUUUUUAAAUGAGCAAUCCUUGGCUGCUUCCUUUUUUCUUAACUCUCAGUGUAAGUGCAGCCCCCUGCACAUUGGAAACACCCAGCACUGUGAUGGGGUCCAGCCUGUGCCCUAUACCUGGCCCCUGUGGCAAGGUGUGGGCUCCCACUUGACCCAUUAAUUCCACUGAAUUUCUACUCUGGGGCGGGAGGGUACGCUGAAGUUUUCUUAAUGCCAAUUCCGUUUUGAUGCCGAAUCUAAGAAGCCACAGCUCUCUUCCUUAGCUUAAAGGCAGGCAGCCUCUUCAUUUCUCACCUGAACAGGGAAGCUCUGUCCUGCAUGCCAGGUCUGAGCGCCUGCCUUCCCUCCAGCACUGAGCACAACCUCAGCUGUGGCCCUCUGGACUACUCAACUCUGAGCUGGGCGAGCACACUUCGCCCCAGCCAGUUGUUCAGUGAUGGGGCUCUGUCCAUGAGAAGCUGCCAAGCUGGACUUGGACUCAGGGCCAUAUCACUGGGCUAAGGAGGUGCACAGGUUGAUGCUCUCCUAUGUAGAUAUGUACAGCCAAAGGGGCAAGUAAGUGCUCUGUGAUGGCGGGCUUAUACAGAGGGGAAGCUAUUUAUUUUGUGCAGAGAAAAAUGUCUGGAGGGAUGGAACCUUCAGGGUUUAUUCAUAUUUAAGAUGUAGCUUUUUGUUGUUUCAGGCAUUAUGUAUAAAGUACCAAUUAUUUUAUGGACCAAGUUUCCAUGUACCUAUUAACGUGAAAGUGCAAUAUUGCCCCUCUGCCCCCAGCAGGAAGCCGCCGGCCAGACAAUCACAGCCCACCAAGGGCCAUGGCCAGUGCCUCCUCCUCUCUUGGCCCCACUUGAUGACCUCCCCCACCCCAUUUUGUCUCAUCAAGAGAAGCACCUGGAAGCCUCAGGCCCACCUGCAAUAAAAGCCAGGGAGGCCCUGUGGGCAGUGGCCUUGGCCUUUCCCCAGCAGCUUUCGCAUCUCCACGCUGCCCUGCCUGCCCAACCGCCAGCCAUGCCAAGGACAACAGCAAUAGUCCCGGGCCUCUCCCAGGGCCCUUGGUCACAGACGGUGACAUGGGCAGCCUCCCUUCCAAGCCUCUUCCAUAUCCAGGUCUGCUUUCUGCCUCCCUAACAUUCCUUAGGCACACUCUCCUCUUGAGGAAGCACUAUUUUUCCAGAAACUGAGAGAGGGCAAAGUCCUUUUAAAUACCAAAAAUGUUUACAGUGUCAGGUGCUGAGCUGUAGGGCUCAGGCCUGGCCAAUCAUAACCAAAGGGUGAGGCAGGCCUCGCUGACUGCCACCCACCCCAGGCCUGUUAGAAUAGAAGCCUUAGUCAAUCCCACCAUGGACCCCCACCCCAGGAAUGAGCCUCACCACCAACCAGUACCAACUACCUGCCUUCUCCUUGAUUUCUAAAGAGGGAUUUAGCAGAGACCCCAUCCGUCCCUUCCUGGCUCGGUCUGAGCUGCCCACCCACCUGCCCUGUCAUGUUUUCAUAUCUCAGCCCCCACCUGUCUGUCCUCGUCCAUCUGUCUCUCUGGGCUAUGUGUAGCAAUGUCCUGACUCCCUCCCUUGCUUGUUCCUGCAUCGUCUGGCUUGAGUGUGCUCUGUACAGCGUCACUGUCUGUUAAACCAAUUAAAGAAGCAAAGGCUUC